Drosophila ficusphila is the source of this 441-nucleotide messenger RNA. It is a transcript of the gene ND-B8, whose product is annotated as NADH dehydrogenase [ubiquinone] 1 alpha subcomplex subunit 2. The transcript is spliced from 3 exons. Bases 66 to 353 code for a protein of 95 amino acids. The record is from RefSeq and is a predicted model, not a curated record. NCBI's taxonomy places the organism in Eukaryota, Metazoa, Arthropoda, Insecta, Diptera, Drosophilidae.
ACUGUAACGACAUUUAGAUACAGUUUAUUUUUUAUCAUUUCAAAAUCUAGAUCAUUUUACCUAAAAUGCGUAUUACUCUGUCCCGGUUGGCCAGCUUCACUCCAAAAUUAAAGGAGCUGCGAAUCAUACUUGACCCCAGAGGAGACACUUCCAGGGGAGCCAGGGAGUAUGUGGAAAGAUUCUAUCCCAAUCUGAAGAAACAGAAUCCCGACCUGCCAAUCUUGGUGCGCGAGUGCUCCGGCGUCCAGCCGAAACUCUAUGCCCGCUAUGGCAACGGCAAGGAGAUCUCCCUGUCCCUGGCCAACCAGGCUGCUCCCGACAUCCACAAAAACCUGGAGGCUGUUGGAAAGUAGUACUUACGCUUAGAAAACAACAUUAUAAUCCAAAAUAAAGGCUAAAGCAUUAACUAAAUAUAUGCACAAAUACGUGUAUAAUAAGUAA